Populus euphratica (Euphrates poplar) is the source of this 836-nucleotide messenger RNA. RefSeq lists its product as uncharacterized. The record is from RefSeq and is a predicted model, not a curated record. The transcript is spliced from 2 exons. The coding region runs from base 78 to 422 and encodes 114 amino acids. NCBI's taxonomy places the organism in Eukaryota, Viridiplantae, Streptophyta, Magnoliopsida, Malpighiales, Salicaceae.
UAGGAGCUCAUAAGCUAGAGUAUAGUAGAUAGAUUUAGAGUUCCUGAGCAUUUCAGAGAGAAAAAAACCUCUCCGUUAUGGCUUGCAAAAACUUCUCCGUUAUGACUUGCAUGUCUCUGUUGGCCGGUGGCUUCAUGCCAAAGUCGACCUUGGUCCGCAUGCCUCAUACCAGGCUAUGCUACCAGCGUAAAACUUUGAUCAUAAAUGCUAAACGUGGAGGUGAAAUUAGUCACGGGGGCGGUGGCAAAAUCAAUAAAGGAGGAAAACCCAAGGAUACGGCUAAUGAUGCAAACGAGAAGCUCCCUCUUGGCGGCUUCAACAAUGAAAAAGAAAAUAAGAAGAAAGGCGAAGAGAAAGUAGGCGAUAAAAGCGAAGAGAAAGUAGACGAUAAAACUACAGUGAACAAUAGAGCCACUGGUUAAUGGUCAAUUAAAAAGUGCAGGACUGUACGGUGAGCUGGGCUCGCCAUGGAAACAGUGCUGAAAGAUUGAUAUUAUUAGCAGGGGGGACUCCAUCACGUGUGUUUCUGUUCUGGCAGCUCUGAACUGCUUGCUAAGAAGCAAAAUGAGGUUGCCUAGUUGUGUGAAAUAGUACUGGACGUCGAGUUUUUCUUUUUGGUUCUGUGUUGCUUGAGAAUGACAAGAUAUGUUUAUAGGUUUGGAUAGGUUUGUAGUAGCAAAAGUUAAGUUUAUGCAGUAUGUAGUAGCUAGGGCUUGGACUUAAGGUGCUCGUAGUUGCUUCUGUAUGGUGAGGAAAAAUUGGCUCUCCACUGCUGUACUUCUCUCUAUUAUAUUUCUAAUGUAUUUGUGAGUGAUUGCAGUAAUGUAUUUUUUUUU